ACAUCAAUAGAUAUUUGAACGAAUACUCAGUCAGCCUGCAGCAGCGGCAAAAACGUAAGAUUUUUGAGAUUUUACUCCUCGCUAAAUCUGAUCAUUGUUGUUAUUACCCAGGGAUGGAGAAUGGACCGCUGGAAUUUGCAACAUGAGGUAUGUGACUGGCGAUAUGGGACAAGAAGGGAGUAUACGAAUGUCAGAUGACCCUUUAUCUCCACAUAUUACUACAUUUACAUCACAGACAUUAUUGUCUGUUGGAUAUCAACCCUGAAGAGGAAUCGUCAUGGAGUCACUAGAAGCUACUGUGGAGGUGAAAUGCUCUAAAGAGGAUCUAAAAAAGACAGCUACACAGACAAAGUGGGCAGCGCCAGAGCCUACAACUGCCCAAACUAAAAUGCCCCCUUCGGUUGAUUCUGAGGGGGAGGGGUGGCACCAAUGCCCACAACCUGAGGAGGACCAGAGUAGAACCACAUGUGUUUCAACAGACAAGCCUGACUCAGGGAAACUAAGACAAUUAGGGAAAUCACCACGCCAAUUACAGGAUCAAGCCUGCAGUCAUCCUCAUUACAACGUAUUAACAUCAUAUCCACCACUGGGGAGACAGGCAGUUCCCUUUGCUCGACAGAAAACGGCAGAUCGCUCGGUUUCUGCACUUCCGCUAUCCCAUGGCAACUGUGAAGGGCCCUCUCCUCAGAGGAGCGCCCCCAGUUUACCCGCGUCUCUUCAACACUGUUCCCAGUCAGGGAUAGAGGAGCUAUCCAAGGACGUGUGUAGUAAGCUGGAGCAGAAACAGCAGCAGAGGCCUGGGAAGUAUGUUUGUGAUUAUUGUGGGAGGGCAUGUGCCAAACCCAGCGUACUUAAAAAGCAUAUUCGCUCACAUACUGGGGAGCGACCCUACCCCUGCGUUCCCUGCGGCUUCUCUUUCAAAACCAAGAGCAAUUUAUACAAACACAGAAAAUCUCAUGCUCACUCUGUCAAAGCUGGGACAGUGCCAAUUUCAGAACUGGGUUCUUACAAUGCCAACAUUGAGGACCGGGGAUCUUUAGAAGGAGAAGGAGAGCUAUACUCUGAUGCUGAGCAGAGCUCUGACACGGAUGAUGACUAUUCAUCGUUCUUGGACUCUGUUUCAGUCGAGGAACCAGAUAGCACCACUGCUGUGAAAGUACUGAAUCUCAUUGCCCAGAAACAGGGAGUUACAUCAACAUUAUCUGAGGAGCAUUCAGCCAGGCUCCCAGAGAUCAAUGGUGAUCAAGCUCCAGCUGUUUCUCAGGUCAAUCGUGCAAUUCAAUCCAGCGCCAUCAAGCAGAGGCUGGCUCUCCGGCUCUCAGAGAAAAGGAGCAGUGACACUGACACAUCUCUCUCCCUGCCUAGCCAGGGAAGCAAAGGCAGCACAGACUCAGGCUACUUCUCACGCUCUGAGAGCGCAGAACACCAAACCGGUGGUCCUCCCAACACAAACGCCAAGUCCUAUCAAGAGAUUAUGUUUGGGAAGUGUUACAAACCGAACCCGAAACAGGCCAUAACAGUUGUGACUUGCACUACAGACUUAAUAAGUGAUCGUAAGUCUUCAGAGCGAGGUGUUUCCCGCGUAUUCACACAAGAAAAGGAAUCAAUGAUAGAAUCGAUCAGAAUAAACACACAUUCAUUUACAAGGGAAGAAAUUAAAGAGGCUCAACUAGAGCUCUCCGAUUCUGGGCAGCUGGUGCGGAGCAACUCGAUGCCCACGUCCUCAGCUGCGUGUCUGGACAUGCCACAAGGCCUGCGAGGCAGCCACUCCUUUGAUGAGAGGGCGUCCCCUGGAGGUAUUAGGAGACUCAGGCGACAGGCUGCCUUUGAACACUCUGCACACGAUGGACACACAGAACUUCCUGACCACUACGGAAACAUCUCUGAUAUUUCCAACCUUGGAGUAGAGAUGGAAUUUGCGACGAGGAAACGACGGAAGGAAAACUGUAUCAGAGAGGAGGAGGAUAUAGCAAGCCAGUAUCACACAGACUACGACCACGCUGAAGAGACGAGGGACUGUGAUUCAAAGCAAGCCUCUCAAGGUGCUCUAACCACGACUCCUUCAGUGAAAGUGCAUGCCCAAGGCGUGAACACACAGGAUAGAGCGCAGUGUGAUAGACUGGACAUGGACAUGUUGGAAGACACUACAGAGAAGAGAGCUUUAGGUAAUGUCAUCUCUGUGAUUCAACACACAAACUCCUUGAGCAGGUCUCACUCGGACGAGUCUUACAACCGCCAGAGACGGGAAAAGCCUUCCUCAAUGGAAGUGGUGGAGCAAACCGAAACCCGAGAUAAAAGUGACAGUAGAUUGUUAGACCAAUCACAUCAAAUGACACCUAAGCUAGUCCGUCAGUCCAACAUACAGGUCCCAGAGAUCAGGGUGACUGUAGAACCUGACAGUCCAGAGAAAGAGAAAGCAGCGGAGGUGAAACAGGUGAAGGCGAAGGAGCCCGAUAGAUAUGUAGAGGAGUUCCAGUGGCCUCAAAGAAGUGAAACCCUGUCUCAGUUCCCCCCAGAAAAACUCCCUCCAAAGAAGAAGAGACUGCGCUUAGCUGACUUGGAGCACUCUUCUGGUGAGUCUAGCUUCGAGUCGGCCUGUACGAGCCUCUCCCGAAGCCCUAGUCAGGAUAGCAACCUAUCCUACUGCUCCAGCUUCUCGUUUGACCGAGAAGAGAGAGAGCGAGAGUUUAUCCCCAAGCCAGCUCCCCUGGCAGCUAGACAGGAUGAGUUUGGAAAAGCGUUGGAGUUCUUAGCUGUGCCAGGAAGCACCCACUCCCUCUCUGUCCUGAACCAGCGUCAACAACAUGAAAUGAGACGCUCCUCUUCAGAACAGGCACCAUGCAACUCUCAGCGCAGAGAGCUCCCAGAGGUCCGAAGCGUAUCAUUUGACUACGGCAGUCUCUCUCCAAUGGCCAAAGUUAGACAUGCGGAACUCGGCGCCAGUUACUCAGAACCCAGACGGGGUAACUUGGUAAGACAGGCGUCCUUGAAUGUUGACCCUGAAUUUACACAUCCAGUCCUUCCGCUAAAUAUUCUUCCUCAGUACCUCAGCAAUGCCCUGUCGCUCUCAACCACUUCUCUGCUCUCGCAGUCUCUGCCAAUGUUUGCCCCUCAGCCACCACACUCCGGUCUCUUAGUUCCUGUUAGAGUACAGGCUCACGUGCCAUCUUACGGUAGCAUUACAUACACCACUGUGUCACAGGUUGUAGAGGAUCCAUACGAAAACUCUCUCACUUCUCACUUUGCACAUUUAUCCACAAAUUUAGAUGCGUUAUUAGGACACCCCCGAGGACUGUUGACCAACAACCCAGCCCAGAUUCAAGUUCUAGAUCUGUCACCAGCUAAGUUUAAGACAGGCAUCCCACUAACCCUGACCUCCAGGACUAUCUCCACCACCAACUGUGGAUCCAGUGGUGGAUCCAACAAGCGCAUGUUGUCUCCGGCCAGCAGCUUGGACCUGUUCACGGAGGUAAAACAGCAGAAACGUGUCAAAGAGGAGAAAAUGUACGGUGAGAUAGUGGAGGAGUUGGGUGCUGUGGAGUUAGGGAACUGUAAUGUGACCGAAGAGAGCAAGUACAGUUUAAAGACUGAGUUUAAAAGUGACACCAACCAGGGAGCAUCACUGUCAGGCCUUUCUUCUAUAUCCUCUUUGUCUGUGUCAUCCUCACGUCAUUCUCAAGACGACCGAGCAAGUGAAAGCUUCAUCUCACCUCAGCAACAAGGGUCAGAAUGUCCUGAUUCCCCUAUGGACAACUGCCCAACCGAAACACGCCUACAUCCACCCUCUCUGUUUUCCCUAAAUUAUUUCAAAGAGUCUGGCAUGGACAGCAAGUCACAGAUGGAAAUUAUGGUGCAGGUAGUCAAAGGUCAAGGCAUCCUCAUCUCUGACGGUGAAAACACCAAACUGAUAUCUCAGUUUCCAAGUCUUCGCACAACGACAGUUGUGAGUUGGUGCUAUCUGAACUACACCAAGCCAAACAGCACUCACAACACUUCUCCUAUGUCCUCUGUGUACACUACGUGGUGCGUCAGUUCCCAUAACCCCAACCCUCCUAACCUCAACACCAGUGCAACCCUGGCUCUGCUCCGCUCCAAACAGAAGACUAACACAUGGGUGUACACCAUGGCUGCCAUGUACCAACCUGGGACUGGGAAACUGGUCUCCUCCUCACUCUUAUGGAGGCAGAGGAUUGAGCUGCUACAGAGCAAACCGGAGCUCAAAGAGCUGGAUGUGAUCUCCUGUGGAAGGAAAGUGAAGGAUGCCAGCUGCAGGGUAAAAGCAGCGAAGGAGGACUGGAAAGACAUGGAGGUCUCCUCGAAACAUACAGCAGCGCCAACACCAACACCAACCCAGAUCAAAAUCUUUGACGGAGGGUUCAAGUCCAAUGAGGACUAUGUGUACGUGAGGGGCCGAGGCCGAGGAAAGUAUAUCUGUGAGGAGUGUGGCAUCCGCUGUAAGAAACCUAGUAUGCUAAAGAAACACAUACGCACCCACACUGACGUCAGACCCUACGUUUGCAGGGUCUGCAACUUCGCUUUCAAAACGAAAGGAAACCUGACCAAGCAUAUGAAGUCAAAGGCUCACAUGAAGAAGUGUCUUGAGCUUGGUGUGUCAGUCACAGUGGAUGAUACAGAGACACAGGAAUCUGAUGACAUCCAGCAAGACUCGAAGACCGGGGUCUUGAGCUCAGCCAAACACCAGUUCUCGGACGCAGACGACUCCGAUGGCAUGGAUGAAGAGAUAGAUGACAUCGACGAAGAUGACGAUGAUGAUUACGACGGUGGCUCCACUCCAAAAAUCCGCUCCCAGAGCACCAGCCCUCAGCCCUGUGACAUAGCCUCUCCGUCGGUUACCUCUACCACCAUCACCCAGGUUGUGUCGUCGGCUCUCCAUGGCUGUACCCUCAGUACCUUCCGUUCUCUCCCCAGCUGCCUCACCAACUCCAUCGUGCCUCCACCGUGCCAUCCCCACACCUCCAUCUCAGGCAAGAGCACAGGGCCAGACCGGAGGACUGUCUUGGCCUCCAGCCUGGACAAGGAGCAGAGUGAGAGAGAGAGGCUUGUGGAGGAGGACUGUAGCCUGGCCAUGCUGUCUCCUGACCAGGGUUGUCUGUUCACCGGUCUGCUGUCCACUGGCUGGGAGUCCCCUCUGACGGAACCGUCCCCCUCCCAGCUCCGCUACCCAUCACCCCGUAGGGACCUCUCCCCCCGGGGUCGCUUCUCACCUCGAUGGGACACCUCCCAGCUGAGGCCCAGCUCCCCCAACCUCAACCCCAUCCAGCACCUCUCCCCGGCCUGCAUGGAGAGGCCCCUAUCCCCAGGCGGAGUGGACCUGCCUGGGAGGAGGGAGCCAUCGGCCCGGGGCAGACAGAGGGUGGUGCUGAGGGCUGUGUCUCCACGUAGAGGGGGCUCGCAACACAGAGGGUCUGGCGAUAAAACCAAGCGACAAGCCAAGGCUGAACUUGUCCACAAGGGAGUAUCCAUUGAAAUGGAUUUGGAUCAGAGGAGAAGCACGCUCCCCAAACUGCCUGGUCCCUACAUCUCCAGUUGUACACAUCAUAACGUCCUCAGCCACCUUCCCCUACACUCCCAGCAGCAGGCUCGAACUCUACUCCCCAUGGUCCCUAUCGGGGGGAUCCAGGUACUGCGCACUUUGCCCUCCUGCAGCUCUGACCGGACCCAUCUGUCAACCCUGUUCCAUCAGAAGACUGAGCUCCACCAGGACAGCAAUAAGGAGGGAUCUGUCUGUGUGGCGGGCUUCGGUGCAGAGGACUCAGUAGCCCAGCAGCAGGAGAAGGAGCGGGAAAGGGAGAGGCCGUCCCCCCACCAGACACCCUGGGACUCUGAGGAGGAGAAAGAUCCUGUCUCUGUCCUCACGGUCAGGGACCCUAAGCAGGAAGAGGGUCUUCAGACCUGCACCAAGGCCAUCGCCUCCCUCAGGAUCACUUCUGAGGAGCAUCUAUAGACUGGGGUUGCAUAAGGCUCUGGCCAAAAGUAAUGCACUCUAUAGGGAAUAGGGUACCAUUUGGGACAUAUGCUACAUGACCAGAAGUAUGUGGACACCUGCUCGUCUAACAUCUCAUUCCAAAAUCAUGAACAUUAAUAUGGAGUUGGUCCCCCCAUUGCUGCUAUAACAGCCUCCACUGGACUUGCUUCCAUUCAGCCACAAGAUCAUUAGUGAGGUUGGGCACUGAUUUUGGGUGAAUAGGCCUGGCUCGCAGUCGGUGUUCCAAUUCAUCCCAAAGGUGUUCAAUAGGGUUGAGGUCAGGGCUCUGUGCAGGCCAGUCAAGUUCUUCCACAACGAUCUCGACAAACCAUUUCUGUAUGGACCUCGCUUUGUGCACGGGGGCAUUGUCAUGCUGAAACAGUAAAGAGCCUUCCCCAAACUGUUGCUACAAAGUUGGAAGCACAGAAUCGUCUAGAAUGUCAUUGUAUGCUGUAGCGUUAAGAUUCCCCUUCACUGGAACUAAGGGGCCGUUCCUGAACCAUGCAAUGCAGUUGGCACUAUGCAUUGGGGCAGGUAGCGUUUCCACUGCUCCAGCUGACGCUUGGCAUUGCGCAUGGUGAUCUUAGGCUUGUGUACAGCUGCUCGGCCAUGGAAACCCAUUUCAUGAAGCUCCCGACGAACAGUUCUUGUGCUGACGUUGCUUCCAGAGGCAGUUUGGAACUCGGUAGUGAGUGUUGCAACCGAGGACAGACGAUUUUUACGCACUUCAGCACUCGGCGGUCCCAUUCUGUGAGCUUGUGUGGCCUACCACUUCGCGGCUGAGCCGUUGUUGCUCCUAGACAUUUCCACUUCACAAUAACAGCACUUACAGUUGACCGGGGCAGCUCUAGCAGGGCAGAAAUGUGAUGUACUGACUUGUUGGAAAGGUGGCAUCCUAUGGCGAUGCCAUGUUGAAAGUCACUGAGCUCUUUAGUAAGGCCAUUCCACUGCCAAUGUUUGUCUAUGGAGAUGGCUCGAUUGUAUACACCUGUCAGCAAUGGGUAUGGUUGAAAUAGCCAAAUCCACUAAUUUGAAGGGGUGUCCACAUACUUUUGUAUAUAUAGUGUACCUUGGAGCUUCCUCCAGGAGCAGCUGAGCCUCUCAUCCAUCGCCCAGUCCCCAGCUUGCCUGGUCCUAGAUCUGUUUAUGCUGUCUUGCCAACUUUUAUGGUCACAUAGGAGUUGGCAAGACAGCACAAGAAGAUCUGGCACCAGAAUACAUCCACAGUAUCUCUCAAUCUCAUUCCUCUAGACAGACAGACAGACAGUCAGACAUACAAAAUGACUUCAUCCAGUCCCUUUUGGUUGGGUGUUGGAGGCUCUCCUCUCAGUCGGUUCAGGUUUCUGCAUGCUAGUAGUGUAAAGGCCAGUCAUCUAACAAGCCCCUCCCCUCCUGUCUCCCACAGACUAUAUCUAUAUCUGAGCGAAGAACAAACCUUGACAUACAGGAACAACACAAGACUUCAUGCUCUCUAUGAAUUUCUCUAUGAAUUAAGAGUUUUUGAACAUUUAGGUCAGCAGAAUCCUCAUAGCGAAGGACAAGCAAGAAGUCAGUUGAAGCGGUGGACACAGGUGCAAAACAUGGUGUUAAAGUAAAUGCUUAUAUAUUAGUUAAGCUUGCAUACACUUGCACACAAACAUAAUUAUUGAUGUUGAUUAUACUCCAUAACCCACUCUUAACACCUACAGUAUGUGCAUACACAUGUAUAUGUGGACAUGUAUACGUGGACAAGCAUUUCGCUACACCCGCAAUAACAUCUGCUAAAUAUGUGUAUGUGACCAAUAACAUUUGAUUUGAUUUGACUACUUUGAAAAUAGGCUGUUAUUGUAUUCAUAUCGAGUGAUGAUAGUUAAGGGUUUGAUUAUUGAAAACAUUGGAGAGGAAGUAACAACAGAAGUAUCUGAAAUAUGAAAGUAUUUGCAAAUUGAGUCUGACCAAAUUUUGCAUAGACUUGCUUAUUGUCCAGUUUGGUGCUUUUGAUUGAACAGCAAAGGUCUGUCUGUGCCUUUUCUUUGCUUUCUACCUAUGUUUUGAACGAGCAUAUUAAGCAAGGGAAAAGUGAAUAUCAUUUUUAAGGAACUUUUAAUCAGAAUUGUCUGACGUGACAGUGUUAUUUAUUAUCAAUGAAUAUUGCACUAAAACAUAUCUUUUACUUUGUGGAAUGAAAUUGCUGAUUUGUGCCGCUACGUUUAAUGUAAAUGUAUCCAUUUGAAAUGUUUUAUGUUGCAGAUUCUCAAUGUUGUGUUUUUAUCUUUAUGCUAUUGCACAAAUAGAGAAGUGAAUAUUAUGUAUACUGUGAGAUGUCUUUAUAUAUUAGAAAAGUACUCUCUUGUUGACGAUGGAAAAUAUUUGACUACUAUUUAUAUGCUGUAUAUGAUCUCCACUUAUGCAACAGUGUGUCCCACUGACCGAAGCGUAUGAGAUCCUUAUGAUGUCAUGUCAUUGCUUUAUAACUUAUGGCUUUGAAUCAAAAACUUGUUUUUGUUAUUCUGGCCACUGAACCUUUAUGAAUUGAAAUAAGCACUUUCCUCCUAACUUUGAUAACUGACUGAGGUGGUGAGUGAGGAGAAAUAAAAAACAAUCAUGUGA
Messenger RNA from Oncorhynchus kisutch (coho salmon), 8575 nucleotides. Its product is annotated as human immunodeficiency virus type I enhancer-binding protein 2 homolog. The record is from RefSeq and is a predicted model, not a curated record. The transcript has 7 exons. Gene Ontology annotation, cellular component: nucleus. NCBI's taxonomy places the organism in Eukaryota, Metazoa, Chordata, Actinopteri, Salmoniformes, Salmonidae. Gene Ontology annotation, biological process: regulation of transcription by RNA polymerase II. Bases 278 to 5965 code for a protein of 1895 amino acids. Gene Ontology annotation, molecular function: RNA polymerase II cis-regulatory region sequence-specific DNA binding; DNA-binding transcription factor activity, RNA polymerase II-specific.